AUGUCUAUAACGUCUAAAGGUGAGUUGGUCACAGAUCACCAAUAUCAAACCCCUUCCCAUCACGUUCCAACGUCUAAUCCGCCUGAAUCACAUGUCCGACCCUCCAUAGUCGCAGCCGAACAGAGCGACUCUAUAGAUAUCAUAUCCAAGCUAGGCACUAUCUGUCUUUAUUCUAGAAUGAUGUAUCCGAUGGUGGUUGAAUUAAAACUGACUGGAUCGAUGUGGGGGAAAAACCUAGACGGUCAGAAGAAAGGACAGAGUCACAUGUGGGAAAACAUAACACAACACGCGAGUAUACCGAGAGCACAUUUAUUUCAUUUAGGAACUUUUGGCUCUACAGACAAGUUUAAGGAUUGUUUUUACUCAUUUUACUGUGUCGCUAAGACUACCCGUUGUAACGCAAACAAAUCAAUAUUGAAAUUUGUCGCGGUGACUCCCGCAGGGACCGUCGGGAUAUAUCCGGCCAUCUGGGGACCCCACCAAGAAGUGGAGGAUCCCAGAAUACCUCCGAUACCGGAAUAA
Messenger RNA from Paraglomus brasilianum, 522 nucleotides. Lineage: Eukaryota; Fungi; Glomeromycota; Glomeromycetes; Paraglomerales; Paraglomeraceae. The record is from the annotation of a GenBank genome assembly.